Nilaparvata lugens (brown planthopper) is the source of this 631-nucleotide messenger RNA. RefSeq lists its product as uncharacterized. Lineage: Eukaryota; Metazoa; Arthropoda; Insecta; Hemiptera; Delphacidae. The record is from RefSeq and is a predicted model, not a curated record. The transcript has 2 exons. The coding region runs from base 156 to 515 and encodes 119 amino acids.
AGCAACGUAGGCCGAGACGAUACUGGGUGAGGCCGUCUCUGAAUUCCAGAGCUACGUACAGUGGAAACGACCUGUUGGACGAUUUAAAUAGAGAUGAUGUCGACCCUCUAUCAGGUGAACUGAAAACGGACAGAAGUUUUAAAAACUUUGUAAGAAUGACCAGUGAGGAUUUUGAAUAUAUAACUUUAAUGAUUGGUCACAAAAUUUCGAAAAUGGAUACGAAUUACCGAAAGGCUAUUUCUGUAACGGAAAAACUAGCCGUAACCUUGCGUUUUUUAGCUACCGGAGAUUCAUACAAAAGCUUGAGUUACCUGUUCAAGAUAUCAAAAUCAACCAUAUCUUUGUUUGUACCUGAGGUGUGCGAGGCUUUAAUAGAUCUUCUGAAGGAUAACAUAAAGCUUCCCUCUACAGAAGAUGAGUGGCUACAUCACGCUGAAGAGUAUAACCUAAAAUGGAACUUCCCUCACUGCAUUGGCAGGGGAAAUGUUUCUGUUUCGUGUUUCAACGGCACAUAGUGACCGAAACUAGUGUUGCAAACAAAAGUUUGCAACUCCCUUUGAUCUUUACCGACUUCAGGUGGAAACAAAAAUUUCUGUUGCAAACACUGAAAAACUGUUUGCAACAGCGAAAU